Messenger RNA from Verruconis gallopava, 1644 nucleotides. RefSeq lists its product as uncharacterized. The record is from RefSeq and is a predicted model, not a curated record. The transcript has 2 exons. Lineage: Eukaryota; Fungi; Ascomycota; Dothideomycetes; Venturiales; Sympoventuriaceae. The coding region runs from base 601 to 1191 and encodes 196 amino acids.
GUUCGGUCGAACUCGCCAUGGAAAUUGUCAUGGACUGCGCCCUUUGGGAAGAAAACGCCUGUUGAGGCUACAAACUGCUCCAUGAUCCCCUCGCGCGUCCGCAUCCCCCGCUUCCACCCGCUGCCAGCGACGCACGUCGUGAUUCAGCCGUGCCAGUGACAAUGGGAUGCGACAGUAGACGCCAGCCCCGCGCUUCCUGGGCUGACAGCAGGGCGCGCGCACGCCCAAAUCCCACUUGACGAGCUGUGUAGCACGACGACAAUAAGCCGAGCGCUCCCAUUGUCGUGACACCUUUUCGCGUGCUAUAAAAUCCGUGUGCAACUUUCUCAACCCUCCUCCUUGACGCACGUUGCUAUGCCUUAUAUUUUCCAAGCAGAUUCAGCACGUAUCGAAAAACGUUUGCUUCUCCAGUCUCUACCAGUCGGUGCUAACAAAACGCUGGCAGCGCUGCAAGAAAUCUCACACCACACGAACGCAGUGCUCACCCCAUCUGGUCUCAUCUGUUAAAACACAUCGCGCGAAUCCGCGUCUCACUUUCUUGAAAGAUCUGCUAUCCGCAGGCCCAGACCGUGGCCCUCUUUCACAGUGCUUUUAUUCAAAAUGUCAAACACGACGACGAGGACAGCCACUCAUCCGCCGGCGGCUACAAGUCCAUCGGCGACCAGAAGUCCCCUACAAGGUUUGCCCGACCCGCCGCCAUAUACGCCGCCCAUCCACACCGUCUUCGGAAAUGUUGACGAAGAUGAGGACGAAGAAUCGUCACCGACGACGACGUUCAACGUCCACGUUCCAACAACGAUCCAGGGCUGUGGCAAUAUAAUCGCUCUUCCGCCCCCGGACGUCACGCGAAUCGCAACCGCGUUGCUGGCCACCGUCAACCAGAAGAUUCACAUGACCCGCAGCUUUAACAUCCACGUCAACUGCGGCGUGAACAUCACCGGCGACAAAAACAUUGUCGGCUCGCCCGCAAUACGGCCGCUUGCGGCGAGCCAGCAACAGCAGAAUGCACGGCAACAGCAGGCCCCCUUCACGAGCAGCAACACGCCGACAGCGGCUGUCUGGUCAGGCACCGUGCCGGCAACGCACGGGUUGGGUAAGAGGAAAGCUUCGGAGGAACCGGAGGCUGGUCCUCCAGCAAGGAGGGUGAGUCCUGGAACUCCCGCAUCUUUCGCCAGCCCUUCGCCGAGAUGACGACACAUCCAGCCCUAUCAAAUCGUCAGUUGUUGAUCACUGGCCCCAACACAGAUUCUUUCCCCUAGGUGUAUUCAUGUUAGCUAGGAAGCUUCGGGGAGGUUGCAAUAAAGCUUCCCUUCAAACAAAAUCAUGUGAUCUUAAUUGUAUACCCCAUAUUCUAGGGAUCAGCACUUACUCUCUGCAUACACAUCAUAACUCUACUUCAGGCUAUGGUAGAGAUGAAUCAUGCCCUUUUAUUUAGAGAACAAAAAAUAAAGAAAAAUAGACCUUCUGUGCACUCCAAGAGCAGCAAAAGACAUGGGCACAUCUGACGGAGUCCACAUGACGAAAUGAACAAAGGAGAUGAUCAAUCAUUUGGCACCUCGACCUGAGCGCCUGCGUCCCGUUGUUGGUGUCGCUGCUUCCUUUGCUUCCUUUGCUUUCUUCGGUGCGUUUUGCUCUUCCUUAACG